This is a messenger RNA of Myxocyprinus asiaticus (Chinese sucker), 2307 nucleotides long. RefSeq names its product stannin-like. The record is from RefSeq and is a predicted model, not a curated record. Lineage: Eukaryota; Metazoa; Chordata; Actinopteri; Cypriniformes; Catostomidae. Gene Ontology annotation, cellular component: mitochondrial outer membrane. The transcript has 2 exons. The coding region runs from base 218 to 481 and encodes 87 amino acids.
CCAUAAGCUGGUUUGCCAACCGCCAAUAAGCAACAGAAGAAGAAGUGUCGCGAAUCGUCAACAACAUGGUUCAGGUCAACACAACGCAUAUAACGGUUAUUCUUCAGUAAAAUUCGGCCUGAUUUAGUUGCAGGAGCGGUAAGCCACAACAGCUUUGCAGAACUGCCUCUUGUGGACUUGUGGAGAACAGUAGCUGAUUUUUUUCUGACCAGACAGGAUGUCUAUCAUGGACCAUAGCCCCACCACUGGGGUUGUGACAAUCAUUGUAAUACUCAUUGCUGUUGCCGCACUAGGGGCAUUAAUUUUUGGUUGUUGGUGUUACUUGCGACUGCAGCGUAUCGGCCAGUCUGAAGAUGAAGAAAGCAUAGUCGGUGAAGGGGAAACCAAGGAGCCCUUCUUACUGGUACAGUAUUCAGCCAAGGGCCCGCGGGUGGAGCACAAGACCAAGCUGACCCCUAAUGGCACCGAGAGCCACACCUAAUCUCUCUUCGCGAUGCAAACUGUGUUGGACCAUGUUCAGGCUCUUUGAAGUCUAACAAUUUCAACACCUCGCAUUGAUGUUACAAUCAAUUUGAAAUGGUGCAAGGACUUCACUGUUUAAACGUGAAAAAAUUACAACAAAACUAGUGCAUGCAGUUGUCUAGUUACUUUGUUGAUUUGUGUAAUGAGCAUUUACACCCCCCCUUUUUGUGGUGGUCCAGUGUAGCAUCCUAUUGUAAUGUGAAAUUGACAAUUGUCUGCGUUUGGUGUUAUAUGCAAUGCUGUUUAUUUGUAAGCUAUUGCUGAGUUCUAAAGCUUAACCAAGAAAGAUGGUUUUAUUUUGUGGUAUUUAACCACAACCGCUUACAUCCAGAGCAGGCUCUGGUAUUAAGAUCAAUUCACAUGAUGUUCAAAGCUUUAGAUCAUUUUAAAGCUUUUCAAGAGCUUAACAUAGUUUUUUUUUUUUUUUUUUUGUAGAAGCUCUUAAAGAAACCAUUAAUGAGCGAUUCUCAUGAAACCUGUCAAGAAAUGUCCUGGUAAUAUGUAAACCCAAAUCAAUACAAAAAUCAAUGCAUUUUUAGGACCAUUUAAAUAUGUUGCAUUGUGAUGUUAUUUUCAGGACAUUACAGAACAUUUUACUCCCUAAAUUCUCAUUAUAACGUAAUGUGUCCAAACAUAUUAUUUAUAAUAUUGCCAUUAUUUUCAAUGAUGAUUCUUAUUACUGUAACAAGGUUUUUUGUUGUUGUUUUUUUUUUACUGUAAUACAGAAAAACAAUUACAGUGAAAAUGACAGGCAGUACCAAGAGUACUACUAUGACGUAUAAAUACUUUACAAUUUAAAUUAUUACAUUUUUUAUAUUGCAGUAAAGAGAAUAUCACAAUUUCGCAUUGCAGAAUUGGAGUUAAAUGUGAUUAACUGUCAUAAAAAUAGUCACAAUGUAAAACAAUUUUAUGGUCCUAAAAAUACACUUAAUUUUGUUAAUGCAAAGUAUAAUUUCUUUUUUGUUUCUUUUGAUUUUUAAGUCAAAUAUGACCAGGAUAUUGUUUUGAUGGGGUUUGUGAGAAUCACCCAAAUUGGCAAAUUGUGUGAAGGUUAAUCGGCUUAACAGUAUUGUUAGAUUACAUGCAAUCAUAGUUUAUGAUCAUGCUAUCUUUUGCACUUUUUAACUUUCAAUUGAUGUGUAACUGAUUUCAUAACAGCACUUACUGUUUUCAGUUUAAACCUGCUAGGAAGCCACAGUAAGAAUGAAAGCCAAUGAUCGGGCCCUACUUAUUCUAGUUUUAUGCUGUUGUGGAUCCAGAGGCAUUCAUUUUUGUGGCCUAGCACAUUUCUACAUUGUAAGGUUGGUGUCAUUUGAAGGUGUAGAUGUUAUUUUUUUAGAUGGCUUGUUGUGCAGCUGGAUACUGAAAAAGUCAUUGUCUUAUUGUCUGUAUUAUUUUCUUUCCUUUGAGUCCAGAUGUUUUUGAGAUGUAGCGGUGUUUGCUGUUUGUACAUGUGAGAAGAAAUUAAGAGAAAUUUAUUUUUAUACAAUAUCCAUGCAAAUGUUGUCUAAACAAUCCAUUACGUGAAAUCAACAGGUCUUUAAGGGAGGCAGCCAAAUCAAAGCCUGAAAAUGCAGCUGAAAUUAUUUAAUUGACGUUACUAAUACUGUAUCAGAUAUGUAGGGUGCUGUCAGACAUUCCACAGUGACUGAUUUUUGUGAAUUUGACUUAUGUGCUUUCCAAUUUACAUUAAAACAAUCCACAUGAAGGACAGUACAUGCCUGUUAUUUUAACCUGCAUAUUUGAGAAUAAAAAAGCACUCAGUGUAUUGCUUAUGUCAUUCAA